This is a messenger RNA of Salvia hispanica, 522 nucleotides long. The record is from RefSeq and is a predicted model, not a curated record. NCBI's taxonomy places the organism in Eukaryota, Viridiplantae, Streptophyta, Magnoliopsida, Lamiales, Lamiaceae.
AUGGCUAAGUGCUACAUGUUGGCAUCUAUGUCUUCAGUACUCAAGUAUCAGCAUUCUGCCAUGGCGACUGCCGCUGAAAUUAUGCAAAAUCUUGCAAAUCUUUUUGGUACUCAGAAUCGAACGGCUAAGUCUCAAUCCUUUCGGAGUAUCAUAACGAAGUCUAUGAAGGAAGGCACAUCUGUGAGGCAACAUGUCCUCGAGUUGAUGAGCCACCUCAAUCAGAUUGAGGUUUUGGGAGGGACGAUCGAUCCCGAGUCCCAGGUUACUAUAAUCCUUCAGAGUCUUCCCCCUAGCUUCCAGCAGUUCAAGCUCAAUUUCGAGAUGAUCAAUUGGGAUUACACUUUGGCAAAGCUGCUGACUGAACUUCAGUCGGCCGAGGACCUUAUGGUUCAAGCUAAAGUAGCUAUGCUGAGUCUGGCGCCUAAUUCCUCUGGCUCUAAGCCUCGCGCAGGAAAGAAAAAGGUUGUGUAUUCGAAUGCGUUUUGGGAAGGACAGCCUCGAGCCGCUCAAUCCCGAACUUGA